AUGGCGGAAGACCUUGGAAAAUACAGCUACGAGGAGAUCUCAAAUAAAGUCUUACAAGUUGACCGAAGACUAUUUGACGAUGGUUCAAAUAAUGCACGAUUUGAAGAUACCAACCCUCAUUCGUUAAAAGGCGUUAUAUCUUCCAAAGACUUUGGUUCCAAUAUCAAAACAAACAGAGCUGAGGAUGACAAGGGGAAGGAAGAACUGAAGAACGAAAUUCAAACUACCUUAGCGGCCUUUGAAGUGUCUGACAGGAAAAACUUGAAACAGAAGUCGAAGACUUCUUCAACUGCCAGAAGUUUGGAAUCCUUGUUAGACGCUGGAUCAAUUGAGGCGUUGAACUAUACCCCUACCACUGAAUCGACGAUGCACACUUACGAUGAAAUCAUAGCCUGGUCAAACGAAAAACUAGAUAGUGAUUUACCUGAUGAUGUCAUUAUUUCUUUCACCGAUAUUAUAAUUGAAAUUUUGAAGAAUGAAAAUUCAAACUCAUUGGAGAAGAAGAAGCAGCUAGAAACGGCGUUGAAACAGAAAAUUGAUGAUGAUGAUUUCCGAUUGGUAUACUCUUUGUGUGGCAAGUUGAUCGACUAUAAACAGGUUCUUGAUGUCCCUGAUAAAGACAAUGAUGAGUUAGACAUACAGUUAGAUUCAGAUGAUGAGAAUGCCGAGGAUGGUAUCGAGGUUACUGACUCAGAAAACGAUGAUGAUGGUUCUAUUAGCAGUGAUGUUAAUGAUGAACAAAGAGAUGAUUCAAUUUUUAUAAACCAGGAAACUGAAAAUCCAGAUGAUAUUGUAAGACUCUCACUCAAUGAUGAUCAGAUUCCUGCUUUGUCAAUAGAUGAGGUGGACAAAUACUGGAUCACUAAACAGUUAGCCAAAUACCAAGCCCAGAUUGAUAAUUAUAAACACGCUGAGAUUUCAAAGUCCAUUUAUAGAAUAUUAGAACAACUUGUGGAGAAACGAGAAAACUUGAAGUCAUUUAUGCAUAGACUUUUAGAAAUACCAGAUUUUGAAAUUAAUGACCUUUACUAUCUACUCGUUAAAAACUACAAGGUAAUAUAUUAUGGGAUAAAACUGGCAAGCACGGAGGAUAAAGCUGAAAGGGACAACAUUAGAGCACUCUGUAGCGACUUAAACUUCAAUAAACGGACAUUAUCUACUGUUGAGGCUGAUGAUCAAGUCUUGAAUCGUGAAAAGAGACAGAAAACUCUAACAGAAGGUAAAAUUGCCUCCAAUUACGACAAUAAAUAUCCUAGAAAUUUGAAUCUCAAAAACUUGGUAUUCACACAAGGAUCUAAAUUAAUGACUGUUUCUAAAUUCAAAUUACCAGAAGGCUCCUUCAAAAGAACAAAGCCAAGCUGGGAAGAAAUAAACAUUCCACCGCCUGUAAAAUCUCAAAUGGGAGAAGACGAAGUGCUGGUUGAAAUUUCAGAGUUACCUGAAUGGAUCCAACCUGUUUUCCCAUCGACUGAAAUUUCAACUUUGAAUAGGAUACAAUCUAAAGUUUUCCCUGUGGCAUUUAACAGUGACGAUAAUCUACUAAUGUGCGCACCUACUGGUGCUGGUAAGACUAACGUGGCUAUGCUAACUGUAUUGAGGACACUAUCAAAUUACAGAACUACAGGUGGCAAGUUCCAGUUGAGUCGCUUUAAGAUUGUAUAUAUCGCACCAUUGAAGGCAUUAGUACAGGAACAGGUACGAGAAUUUGAUAGAAGAUUAUCCAAAUAUGGUAUCACUGUGAAUGAAUUGACUGGUGAUUCAAAUCUAACAAAACAUCAGAUUGAGUCUACACAGAUUUUGGUCACAACACCUGAAAAAUGGGACGUUAUUACUAGAAAAAAUAAUGAUGCGUCGUACAUAAACCUUGUUAAGUUGGUAAUCAUAGAUGAAAUUCAUUUGCUACAUGAUGAGAGAGGACCGGUAUUGGAGAGUAUUGUUGCAAGAACAAUGAAGAAUAUUGAUGAAAGUCGUGAGAAUAGUGUUAGGUUUGUUGGUUUAUCUGCCACUUUACCCAACUAUAAAGAUGUCGCACAAUUUCUGAGAGUUGAACCAAGUGGGUUGUUUUAUUUUGAUGCCUCUUAUAGGCCUUGUCCAUUGGCGCAGCAAUUUAUUGGGAUUACCGAAAAAAAGGCAUUCAAAAAAUAUGAAGCUAUGAACGAAAUCUGCUAUGAAAAAAUAGUAGAGAAUAUAAGUGAGGGCAAUCAAGUUAUUAUUUUUGUUCAUUCAAGAAAGGAAACAAUCAAAACUGCCAAAUGGUUGGUUAAUAGAUUAGUGGAAGAAGAUAAAUUAUCUACUCUAUUCAAGUUCUCCAGAGGUGUUAGAGAAAUUUUGAGAAGUGAAGCGGAAAAUGCGAGAAAUAAAGGCCUGAAGGAAGUUUUACUUAGUGGUUUUGGUAUUCAUCAUGCAGGUAUGAAUAGAGAUGAUAGACAGACUGCAGAAGACUUGUUUGCAGAAGGUCACAUUAAAGUGUUGGUGUCUACUGCCACUUUAGCUUGGGGAGUGAACUUGCCUGCUCACACUGUAGUCAUAAAAGGUACCAGCGUAUAUUCUCCCGAAAAAGGUACUUGGGUUGACUUAUCACCUCAAGAUAUCUUGCAAAUGUUGGGUAGAGCUGGUAGACCUAGAUAUGAUACACAUGGUGAUGGUAUUAUAAUUACAUCACAGGACCAGGUAAAGUAUUACUUGGCUGUUUUGAAUCAGCAACUUCCAAUAGAGUCACAGAUGUAUGCUAAACUAGCAGAUAGUAUAAAUGCUGAAAUUGUUGCGGGAUCAAUCCGAUCGCUCAAAGAUUGCAUCGAUUGGAUGGGUCACACGUAUUUGUAUGUGCGUAUGUUGCAUUCAAGAGAGGUAUACUAUGUUGGACCUCAAUACGAUAACGAUCCUGAGCUAGUAGAAAGAAGGAAGGACUUGGGAUAUUCUGCCUUCUUACUCCUAGCUAAGAAUGGUCUAGUCAAAUAUAAUUUUGAAAGAGAUAUGGUUAUACCAACUUCAUUGGGUAGAAUUGCAUCACAUUAUUAUAUCAGUUAUGAAAACAUGCAAAAUUUUGAGAGCCAGCUAAAGCCGACGCUAACCAAAAUUGAACUAUUCAGAAUAUUUGCAACAAGUGAAGAAUUCAAGUAUAUUCCUGUUAGAAGGGAAGAAAAAUUAGAACUACAAAAACUUCUGGAAAAAGCCCCUAUUCCUGUUAACGAAGAUGUUGAGGAUCCCUUGUCAAAGAUAAAUAUUCUUUUACAGGCUUAUAUUUCGGGAUUGAGAUUGGAUGGAUUUGCCCUGAUGGCCGAUAUGAUUUUUAUUUCACAAUCUGCUGGUAGAUUGUUUCGGGCUCUAUAUGAUUUAUCUCUGGAUAAAAAAUGGUCAAAACUAACUCGUGUUCUUCUAUCUGUAUGUAAGAUGGUGGAAAAUAGAAUGUGGCCAACUAGCACGCCAUUAAGACAGUUUCCUAAUAUACCUUCCACCAUUGUUGAUUCAGUUGAAAGGACACUUAUCCCCUGGAAACAAUAUUUAUCCAUAAAUGAUCCCCAGACUGCUACAAAAUCCUUGGGUGCAGAAAGGUUUGGUAAUCUAGGUUGGGAGUUGCUACAGAAAUUUCCUAAAGUUCAUAUUGACUACAACUUGCAACCGAUUACCGCAAGUCUAGUACAGAUAGAGCUUUUAGUUACACCAAACUGGAAGUGGGAUGUUCAAGCUCAUGGUUACAUUGAAACUUUUGUUCUGUUGGUUGAUGAUUGUGAUGGCAAAAGAAUCUUAUACAAUGAUAAAUUUUCAGUUCGGAAAGACUACAUCAAUCAGAUCCACAGAGUGACAUUUUCUGUUCCUGUAUCCGAAAAUUUGGAGCCAAACUAUUUUGUUUCGUUAAUAAGUGAAAAAUGGAUUGGAUGUGAAUCCAGAAUCCCAGUGAUGCUGACCAAAAUGAUUCUUCCGAAGAAAUUUCCAGCGCCUACUCCUUUGAUCAACCUGGAUCUUAUUCCUGUUUCAGAAUUGGGAAUCAAAGAAUUCACCUCUGUUUUCUCUUUCGAUUAUUUCAACAAGUUUCAGUCGCAGGCUUUUGACUCGAUAUAUAAUAGCACUGAUAAUGUCUUGUUUUCUUGCUCUAAAGGAAAUGGAAAAACGACUUUGGCAUUGCUAGCCAUUUUGAACCAUUGGAGAAAUGAAGGCGGAAGGGCAGUGUAUUUAAAUCCGCAUCAGUCCGUUGUUGAUAAUCUACUUAAACAUUGGAAAAAGAAAUUGUCCAAACUCGCAGGAGGUAAAAUUAUCAACAAACUGACUGGUGACAUCAAUAUUGAUUUGCAAAUACUAGCCCAAUCCCAUUUAGUUUUGGCCACACCUUCUGAUUUUGAGAUUAUUUCAAGACGUUGGCAGCAAAGAAAAUCUCUUCAAUCAAUUGAACUUCUCAUUGCAGAUGAUAUCCAUACUAUCGGAUCUGGAAAAGAAGGUGUAUCAUAUGAGCUCGUUAUCAGCAGGUUUAGAUAUAUUGCAACUAAUUUGGAAAAAAACAUUAGGUUUGUAUUGCUGGGAGCAUCAAUUGCAAGCUACAGAGAUAUAAUGGAUUGGGUAUCGAUUCCUAAAACCAACGUCUUUGUUUUUGAUGCUAGGGAGAGGAUUUAUCCAGUGCAGGUCAAAUUCCAUUAUAUGGAUAUACAUCACAAUCCGUCUCUCUUCAAAUGCUUAAUCAAGCCCGCAUACAACCACAUAGCCAAUUUGACAGCGAUAAAAGAUGACAGUACAUGCCUUGCAUUUGUUCCACAAAGGAGUGAUGUGUUAGACCUAGCGAAGGAAUUUCUAAGGAAAGUCAGAACAGACGAAUCAAACUGGCUCUCUGGAGGAGAAGAUGAAGUUCAACCUUACAUUGACAGAGUAUCUGAUUCCACACUAAAGCUUUGUAUUAGAUUUGGUAUCGGGUUCUACUUUGAAGGAAUGGAUACAGUGGAGCAAACAAUUGUUUUCAGCUUAUUUGAGGCUGGCAUAUUAAAAGUAAUGAUCACAACAAAAUCAUCUUCAUGCGUCUGUCCAUCUGCUAAUUCUGUCAUCAUUUUGGGUACGAAGGAAUACGAUGCAAAAGAGCACGGGUAUUAUGAUUACAGAAUCAAUGAUAUUUUAGACAUGAUUGGCCUUGCAAGGAGAGAUAAUAGUACAGAUGCUACCGCUAUAGUGUACACUAACUCCUCCAAGCUAGAGUUUUAUAAACGUUUUAUUACUCUUUCAUUGCCUUUCGAAAGCCAUUUGAAUAAUUUCAUUAACGACGUGUUUAUCAGCGAUAUUAGUAUCAUCAAGAACAGGCAAUACGCUUUAGAUUGGAUUACAUAUUCGUUGUUUUACAGAAGGCUGCAGUUGAAUCCCUCAUUUUACAAGCUCGAUGAUGCUUCAGAAGAUGGAUUGUCUGGGUACCUUUCUGAACUUGUCGAGAACUCCUUAUCGAAGUUGCAAGAAGCCAAUUUGGUGGAGCUAAAUCUUGAAGAUGAUAAAAAUUCAAUGGAAGCUGAAGAAGAGGAGGAGUACGAAAAAGAAGAGAUUACACCAACGGAAAAUGGGGUGAUCUCAAACUACUACAAUGUGGAUUAUGCGACAAUGGAAGUGUUUAAUAAUUUGAAUGAAAAUAUGAGGUUGAAGAAAAUUUUGGAAUUUUUAAGUUUAGCAGCUGAAUUUGAUAGCUUGCCAAUCAGAUCUGGAGAGUCAAAUUUAUUGUUCAAACUAUACAAUGGUGUGCCACUGAAAUGGACACUUGAUGUUGAUUUUGAAUCCCCAAAGUUCAAAACCUUCAUUUUACUUCAAGCAUAUUUCUCAGGCUUCCAUCUAAAUGCUGAUCUCAAAAAAGAUCUGGAGUACAUUCUACCAACAGCAAAUAGAUUACUCAAUGCAAUAGUUGACAUUUUAUCAAGUCAUGGCCAUUUGAAUGCUUUGGUUGCAAUGGAUUUGUGCCAAAUGAUCUCCCAAGGUAUUUGGAAUACUGACAACGUGCUGAAGCAAAUUCCCCACUUCAAUGAUGAACUAAUUGCAAAAUGCAAAACCUAUAAUGUUGAUACAAUUUAUGAUCUGAUGGAACUUGAAGAUAAAGAUAGGGAAGAUUUACUGAGUGAAUUGAACCAACAGGAAAUCAUUAAAGUUGCAGAAUUUGUCAAUAAGUAUCCGAACUUAGAAGUGGCGUACAAAAUAGAGGGUGAUGUAGUUGCAGGUGAAAGUAAAACAAUUGAAAUUGAAAUCAGUAGAGAUGAAGAAGUUGAAGAUUUAUCGAUUGCAUCUAAUGCUUUUCCUAAAAAGAAGUUUGAGAGCUGGUGGAUAGUUAUGGGUAACCCUAAAACGAAUGAAUUAUAUUCAAUCAAGAAACUUGCCAUUACAAAAGAAAAUCAGACUAUAAAACUGAAUUUUGCAAUUCCGGAGGCGGGUGAACACGAUCUGUAUAUAUGGUGUAUAUGUGACUCCUACCUUGAAGCAGAUAAGCAAAUAGAGAUCAAGGGCCUGCAAGUGAAGGAAUGA
This is a messenger RNA of Pichia kudriavzevii, 6471 nucleotides long. RefSeq lists its product as uncharacterized. The record is from RefSeq and is a predicted model, not a curated record. Gene Ontology annotation, molecular function: ATP binding; nucleic acid binding. Gene Ontology annotation, cellular component: nucleus. Lineage: Eukaryota; Fungi; Ascomycota; Pichiomycetes; Pichiales; Pichiaceae. The coding region runs from base 1 to 6471 and encodes 2156 amino acids. The transcript has a single exon.